Molecule: messenger RNA, 1807 nt
Organism: Aspergillus neoniger CBS 115656
Lineage: Eukaryota; Fungi; Ascomycota; Eurotiomycetes; Eurotiales; Aspergillaceae
Product: putative GTP binding protein
Exons: 3
Coding region: 69-1688 (539 amino acids)
Cellular component (GO): nucleolus
Molecular function (GO): GTP binding
Source: RefSeq, a predicted model, not a curated record
AUCAGAGUGAGUCUCUGUGCUUUGGAUCGCCUUUUUGCUCAGAGACGGUUAAGGGGUUAUCAGGCAAGAUGGUCAAGCUAGGCAAAAACUCCAAGCGGGUUCCCGUCCGCCUACGACACAAGAUUGAAAAGGCCUCCGCGGCCAAGCAACGCAAGCAGAGAAAGCUUGCAAAGAAGAACCCCGAGUGGCGCUCCAAGAUCAAGAAGGACCCCGGUAUCCCCAACCUGUUCCCGCACAAGGACAAGAUCCUCCACGAGAUCGAAGAGAAGAGACGCUUGAGGGCGGAGGAACAACAGCGCAUUCGCGAUGAGGCCCGCGCUCGUCGCCAGGCUCAGAAGGAGGGUGGCGCUGAGGAGGACCCUGCUGAUGCCAAUGUCAUGAUUGAUGAGGACGAUCUGAUCGACGACGAUAUGGACGAGGAUGUCGGUGACUCCUCGAACCCCAUGGCGGCGCUGCUUGCUUCCGCCCGUGCCAGAGCUGCCGAGUACGAGGAGGAGCACUCCGAUGAUGAGGACGAUGAAAUGGAUGAGGACGACUCCGACGACGAGGAUAUGGACGAGAUGGACCAGGACGAAGAAGGCGGUGCCAGUCUGGACGUCUCCGCCCCGAUCACCCAGAGCACUUCGAAGGAGAGCUCGCGACGGGCCUUCGACAAGGUUUUCAAGCAGGUUAUUGACAACGCCGAUGUGGUGUUGUACGUUCUGGAUGCCCGUGAUCCCGAGGGCACUCGGUCCAAGGAGGUGGAGCGCGAGAUCAUGUCCGCCGACGGAGGCAACAAGCGAUUGAUCCUGAUUCUCAACAAGAUCGAUCUGGUUCCUCCUCCGGUUCUCAAGAACUGGCUGAUCCAUCUGCGCCGCUACUUCCCCACGUUGCCUCUCAAGGCCUCCAACGGCUCGGGCAACGCUCACAGCUUCGACCACAAGCAGCUGACCGUCAAGGGCACCUCCGAGACGCUCUUCCGCGCGCUCAAGUCGUAUGCGCACAACAAGCAGAUGAAGCGGUCCAUCUCCGUCGGUGUGAUCGGUUACCCCAACGUCGGCAAGUCGUCCGUCAUCAACGCCCUGACGGCCCGUCUAAACAAGGGUUCCAGCAACGCUUGCCCCACGGGCGCCGAGGCCGGUGUGACCACCAGCCUGCGGUCCGUGAAGCUGGACAGCAAGCUCAAGCUGAUCGACUCCCCCGGUAUUGUCUUCCCCAACUCGAGCGACAAGGCCAGCAAGAAGAAGAAGAAGCAGGAGGAGCACGCGCGUCUGAUCCUCCUGAACGCUGUUCCCCCCAAGCAGAUCGAGGACCCCGUUCCCGCCGUGUCGCUGCUGCUCAAGCGUUUGUCGACAUCGGACGACCUCAUCUCCAAGCUGCUGCAACUCUACAACAUCCCCCCGCUCAUCCCGACCGGUGGCGACCAGACGCACGACUUCCUGGUCCAUGUGGCCCGCAAGCGUGGUCGUCUCGGCAAGGGUGGUGUGCCCAACAUCGAGGCCGCCGCCAUGACGGUGAUUAACGACUGGCGUGAUGGACGUAUCCAGGGCUGGGUUAACGCUCCUGUGCUGCCGGUAGUGACUACGGCAGAGGGCGCGGCGGCGCCGGCCGAGGGCGUGGAUACGAAGCAGAUUGUGACGGAGUGGGCGGCAGAGUUCAAGAUUGAGGGAUUGUGGGGCAAUGGGGAGGAUGAUGAGAUGGCCGAAUAGAUGUUUUUCUCAUGGAUACCAGGCGUUAUGGUUCUUAAAAGGUAGAUAGUGUCAAUUGCGAUGAACAUAUACCGGACCAAGUUAGUAUGUCAACGAUAAGCAGUAAUGCAGAAGUAACU